This is a messenger RNA of Penicillium atrosanguineum, 789 nucleotides long. Its product is annotated as HAD family hydrolase. The transcript has 2 exons. The coding region runs from base 1 to 789 and encodes 262 amino acids. The record is from RefSeq and is a predicted model, not a curated record. NCBI's taxonomy places the organism in Eukaryota, Fungi, Ascomycota, Eurotiomycetes, Eurotiales, Aspergillaceae.
AUGACAGAGAACCAACGGCCAGUGGGCCUCCUUUUUGACAUUGGCGGCGUGUGUGUCGUAUCGCCAUUCCAGGCCAUUCUUGACUAUGAGGUCUCCCAGAAUAUCCCGCCGGGGUGGGUGAAUUUCAGCAUUUCUAGAACAAAGCCAAAUGGCAGCUGGCAUAAGCUCGAACGAGGCGACAUUCCAAUGGAUGCCGAGUUCUUUGCCGGCUUCAACACAGAUUUAUGCAACCCAACUCUCUGGAAACAGUUCCACGAGCAAUUACACCAAAAGAAGGGCCUCAGCGGGGACGCCCCGAUACCUCCACUUCCCACCGUGGAUGCGGAAUGGCUUUUCUGGGAGAUGAUGAGGGUAUCUCGUACACCCGAUCCAUAUAUGCUCCCGGCCUUGAAGAAGUUGAGAGCGUCCGGAAAGUAUCUUAUCGGUGCUCUUUCCAACACAGUCAAGUUCCCCGAGGGGCAUCCAUACAAUAAUGAUGCAUCCGGUGUGAGGUCACAGUUUGACUUCUUCAUUUCGUCUGCACACACGGGGUUGCGCAAGCCUGACCCGAAGAUUUACGAGGUUGCUAUCCAGGAAAUGAAUACUUUGGCCAAGCAGCGGGGACUAGCGAAGGUUCAGCCUUCGGAUAUCGUCUUCUUGGACGACAUUGGUGAAAACCUAAAGGCGGGAAAGAACGCUGGCUUGCGUACCGUUAAGGUCACACUCGGACGCAUCCAAGAUGCAGUGAUGGAGCUCGAGAAGAUUACGGGGCUCGACUUGCUCGAGGGUGGGGAUAAAGCUCGACUAUGA